CACAGUGACCGAGUUCCGCUGUCACAACAGAUAAUACAACAACAUGACUGACUCAGGGCCAAAGAUCAAACUAUUCAAGUUUUUAAAGAUUACUAUUUGCAGCCUACUCAUCACAGUACUGGUGUUAGGCACUAUAGCGUCUAUCAGGACUGUUUCGCUGGACGUAAAUGUCGGACUUCAGCUGGCACACUGGGAAAAGACGAAUAACAUCUCUCUUGUGAUAGACCAGCAGCAGAGAGAGGAGCUACUUGCUAAUUUUAAAGAGGCUGUACGGAUCCCCACUGUGUCAUUCAGUGGGACGGACAUCAACACUACUGCGCUGCUUCAAUUUGACAAGCUCCUACGAAAAGCUUUCCCAACAGUUUUCUCCUCAAGCUUGGUUCAUCAUGAAUUGGUGGCAAACUACAGUCACCUGUUUUGGGUGCAAGGGUCGCAACCUGACUUGGUGCCAUACAUGCUGCUGGCCCAUAUUGAUGUAGUACCUGCCUCAGAGGCAGAUGGCUGGGAGGCCCCACCAUUUUCUGCCAAGGAGAUAGAUGGCUUCAUCUAUGGUAGAGGGACCAUAGAUGACAAGGGCGCUCUGAUGGGAAUCCUUCAGGCCUUGGAGUACUUGCUAAUUAAAGGCUAUAAACCACGCAGAGGAUUUUACAUUGGCCUUGGUCAUGAUGAAGAGGUCAGUGGUUAUAAGGGGGCACUGAACAUAGUAAGCCUUUUGAAGCAGCGUGGUGUGCGACUGUCAUUUGUCAUGGAUGAGGGCCUAGCAGUGCUUGAUGGAGUCAUCUCUGGUCUUGAGGGACCUGCUGCCCUUAUCGGAAUAAGUGAAAAGGGCUCAGCUACUGUAAAGCUGAGUGUGUCGAUGCUCCCUGGUCACUCCUCCAUGCCUCCCAAAGAGACCAGCAUUGGGAUCUUGGCUGCAGCAGUUAAAAGACUAGAGGAGAACCCCAUGCCGAGAUUAUUUGGUCAUGGACCUGAACGUGGAACUUUUGAACACUUGGCCCAUAAGUUCAGGCUCCCAAUGAAGUUCAUAAUGUCGAAUUUGUGGCUGUUUUCCCCACUCCUUGGCAGGGUACUGGAGAGAAAAUCAGACACUAAUGCGUUUGUAAGGACAACCACAGCAGUCACCAUGUUUAAUGCAGGAGUUAAGGUGAAUGUCAUCCCUUCCCUUGCUGAAGCUUAUGUUAAUCUAAGAAUCCACUCUGCACAGUCAUUAAAAGAGGUGCUGGACCUGAUCGAGUCUUCAGUAGGGGACCACCGUGUGAAGAUAGAGUUUAUUGAGGGGUUCGAUCCUCUCCCUGUCAGUUCCUUUGAUGAAACGUCUUUUGGCUUCCAGAUCAUUAAGAAAACUGUGUUGGACAUGUUUCCGACCAUUACAGUCGCUCCAGGUAUCUGUAUAGGUAACACUGACAGUCGACACUUCAAAGACCUGACCAAUGAUAUUUAUCGCUUUGCCCCUAUCUGGUUUAAACCAGGUGAUGCUCAGAGAUUCCAUGGCAUCAAUGAAAGGAUUUCCAAAAAGAACUACGAGGAGCUUGUACUAUUUUUCUUCAGUCUGAUUCAAAACUGUGACAUACAGAAGCUACCUGACCCUCAUAGCUCUGUCCAUGAACUCUAAGUAAUGGAUAGUACUGGUAACAAACCUAACAAAUGCAAUACAAAAGUCUGAAUUAUUGCAACAAGAGCACCAAACAAAACCACAACUUGUCUUACUCCUUUGUUACUAAAUUACAUGAACAAAAUAAGACGAUUCCUUGUCUUAUAAUGCCAGGUACAAUUUUCCACUGGCCUAUAAUCAAUGGAGUCUUUUUGGUCUCUUGUGAUCAAAUAAUCACAGAUCAACUAUGUCCAGCUUAUUUGCAUUUGUUAUAACAAUUUUGUGGCCACUGCUGUGAUGAUUUAACUUAAAACCAAGAUGGUAUAGGUUGAUCAGUAUUUUCUGGGCUGCUAAUAAUACUGAAUAAUAAUAAUAAUAAUAAUAAUAAUACCAGGGUUCCUAGGCAAGUAUGGAAAAGUAUGGAAAAUGAAAAAUAAAGUAUGGGAAAAUAUUUAUGCAUUUAUGCAAUUCACAAAAGGUGAUUCUGAGCCACAUUAAUGGGAAAAAGCACAGAUGUCUCGUUACUGCAUCGCAUGAGUGUGUGUGUGAGAGAGAGAGUGAGUGAGUGAGUGUGUGAGUGAGAGAGAGAGCGAGUGAGUGUUUUAGAGUUUUAAUUAAAUUAAAUACAUUGAACUUACCUGAGUUUUUAUUUGCAUGCCAUUAUGGUACUUGGCUACAUUCCCCUAUUAAGAAUAAUUAAAUAUGAUGUGAAAUAUGAUACACUGAUAUAUUUACUCAGAUGUCGCAUAUUCUCUGAAAAAAAAAUGUUGAGAAGUCUGGAAAUUAGGGUAUGGAAAAGUAUGAAAUUUUGAAAUUCCAAAUGUGUAGGAACCCUGUAAUACUUUAAAUGAUGAUGCACAUACCAUUUCAAUUAAAUUACAACAUGAGAAGCUGCUUACUGUGAAAAUAUUGAUUUGAUUGUAAUAUUAAAAAAUAUAUUUUGCUAUGUGUUCUUGUUGAAUCCAGUGCAUUAGUUUAUCUUUUAAAGAAUUCUGUAUCACUGAUGACAGAUUGAAAUAAAUCCUUUUU
Messenger RNA from Scomber japonicus (chub mackerel), 2620 nucleotides. It is a transcript of the gene pm20d1.2, whose product is annotated as peptidase M20 domain containing 1, tandem duplicate 2. Gene Ontology annotation, biological process: amino acid metabolic process. The record is from RefSeq and is a predicted model, not a curated record. Lineage: Eukaryota; Metazoa; Chordata; Actinopteri; Scombriformes; Scombridae. Bases 44 to 1612 code for a protein of 522 amino acids. The transcript is spliced from 13 exons. Gene Ontology annotation, molecular function: metallocarboxypeptidase activity; hydrolase activity, acting on carbon-nitrogen (but not peptide) bonds, in linear amides.